AUGGCUAACUUCAUUCGCCCCACCAAGUCCGGCAGCGACUGGACUCUCAAUGAUCUAGACUCGUAUCACAUCAGCCUCGAUCAGGUAGACACCCUUCUAUUCUUUGGCUUACAGGAGUUGCCACAACUCGCGGUUGAUCCAGAGCUGCCAGCCAAUGCCGACGCUGACGCUAUGCAACAAGACAGCCACGCAGAGUUAAUCACUUACCUUGAUUUCGCCAUGAUCACCGAAAAGGGUGAAACCGCCGUAGGUGAUUUCGUCGUCGAGCUUUUCAAGACUUGGGGUUAUGUUCAUCGAGAACGAGUGGCACGCACGCGGGUGGACCUUUCGCUCCUGAUUUGCGGCGAAAACAGGUACGCAAAGGCCGACGUCUGUAUCGUCGAUCGAUCUCAGAACGAUAUCCUUCUUCUUGUCCAGGUGGACAAGAGGUUGGAGCACGGGGAGCCCGUCAAUGCGCGAGCUCAGCUUGUAGCAGCAGCAGCCGCGGCCUUUAACGAGAAGAAUGCGCAAAGGGAAGUGGUUGGACUCCCUCCUGUGGAGGAAACGGUCAUACCCGGCAUUGUCAUGGUGGGUACGUCGCCCGUGUUCUUUAAAAUUUCCGUCACCCGAACUCUGUCCGCUCAUAUUUGCCAUGGGACCUAUCCUCCAGAGGAAACCCGCGUGACCUAUGGUUAUCCGCCCGUUCCUCGUCCUGCCCGCCGGCGUAGUGAAGGGAUGAAGCCUCUGGACAACAGGCGUGAAAUUUUGAAGUGCUAUGAAGCCUUUAGGGUGAUUGCGGGAAUAUAA
Messenger RNA from Pisolithus orientalis, 786 nucleotides. RefSeq lists its product as uncharacterized. The transcript is spliced from 3 exons. Bases 1 to 786 code for a protein of 261 amino acids. NCBI's taxonomy places the organism in Eukaryota, Fungi, Basidiomycota, Agaricomycetes, Boletales, Pisolithaceae. The record is from RefSeq and is a predicted model, not a curated record.